Molecule: messenger RNA, 1341 nt
Organism: Cryptomeria japonica (Japanese cedar)
Lineage: Eukaryota; Viridiplantae; Streptophyta; Pinopsida; Cupressales; Cupressaceae
Product: coniferyl alcohol acyltransferase-like
Exons: 2
Coding region: 1-1341 (446 amino acids)
Molecular function (GO): acyltransferase activity, transferring groups other than amino-acyl groups
Source: RefSeq, a predicted model, not a curated record
AUGGCAAUCAUAAACAAUUACAAUGUAGAGGUAGUAGAGAGAGAAAUUGUGUUGCCUGCUCUACCAGUGCAAGAGCAUGUUCUUCCUUUCAGCAACAUAGAUCUAACAAUCCCUGCUGUUGGCAUACAUGUUUUUUUCUGUUAUGAAAAACCCUCCAAGACUUCUUUUACGUCUGUUGUGUCUAAUCUCAAGAGUUCUCUCUCCAAGGCCCUUGUGUCUUUUGAUGCUUUUGCUGGAAGAUUGGUCACGAAUGGUGUUGGGGAAACAGAGCUGGUUUGCAAUAACAAGGGUGUUGAAUUUGCAAAAGCUUAUGCACUCACUUCUCUUGAUCAGGUGAAGUUCUACAACCCCAUUGCAGCUGUGGGCAACAAGCUUGUCCCUCCUACUCUUGCAAAGGAUUCGCAAGGACAUGGAACUCCAGUUUUCUCUGUUCAGGUGACAGAGUUUAGCUGUGGUGGGAUAGUUGUAGGUUGUACAUUCAAUCACAGGGUUGCAGAUUCAUUCUCUGCCAACAUGUUCUUUACACACUGGGCAAAUAUUUCUAGAAAUGAGCCAAUUGAACCCAUAACCCCAAACUUUACACGUUCCAUUUUGGUCCCUAGAGAUCCUCCAUAUCAUAGUUCUGAAUUUGAAAAAAUAUAUAUGAAACUGCAACCUUUACAACAACCCAUCAAGCAAACCCCUGAACCCGCCAAGGCCAGUAGAAUCUAUUACCUUGGUGCCAAAGAUAUAGAAAAGCUCCAACUCAGUGCAAACAAAGAUGGCAAUAACUAUAGCAAAUUAGAAGCUUUUUCUGCUUAUUUUUGGAAGCUGUUAAUACAAGUCCUAGACAUAGAGGGCACAAUGCAUUGUCAUAUAGGCAUUCCUAUAGAUGGUCGCUCUCGUCUGAAGAAGAUGGGAAUGCCUGCUAACUACUUUGGAAAUGUUGUAUUAACCUCUUUUGCUGUGGCUAAUGUUGGUAACAUCAAGAAGGAACCACUCAGUUGUGUUGCAAAGCUAAUCCAUGAUGCAAUAUAUAGGGCAGCAAAUGAAGAGUAUUUUCAAAGUGUAGUAGAUUUGGUCGAGAUGUCCAAGCCAUCAACUGUGGCUGCGAGGGCAUUUGUACAAAGAGAUGAACCAAUACUUGUGGUGUCUUCUGGGCUGCGUUUUCCCUUAUAUGAGAUUGAUCAUGGGUGGGGAAAACCCAUUUUAGCAAACUACUAUUUACCUUUCUCUCGAGGCUACGUGAUGCCAACCCCUAGUCCUCAUGGAGAUGGUAGUUGGCUAAUAUAUGUGAACUUCCUUGUCGAUCAGUUGAAAGCUAUGGAAUCCCACCCCAAUUUCACUCUCCACAAAAUCUGA